This is a messenger RNA of Phyllopteryx taeniolatus (common seadragon), 2733 nucleotides long. RefSeq names its product coiled-coil domain containing 9 (gene ccdc9). Bases 191 to 2416 code for a protein of 741 amino acids. The transcript is spliced from 16 exons. The record is from RefSeq and is a predicted model, not a curated record. Lineage: Eukaryota; Metazoa; Chordata; Actinopteri; Syngnathiformes; Syngnathidae.
CAGCCGAGUCUGGCUCACGUUUUGGCAGGAAGUGAGUCUUAGCUAACCCGAAGCCAAAUAACGUGGGCACUGUGAGGUGCUGGAAGUGGCAGGGAGCGACCAGUACGAGCUCAUCGCCAGCACGCCAAGACGAGCGCUUGAAAAAUAAUCAGCCCAGCGCCCCGUGUAUGACGACAAGACAGAAGCAGCCAUGUCUUCAGCAGUGGACCUUAAGACCAAGGAGGAGAAGGACGCAGAGUUAGACCGAAAGAUCGAAGCGCUGAGGAAGAAAAACGAAGCUCUUGUCAAGCGCUAUCAGGAAAUAGAAGAAGACAAGAAGAGGGCAGAGCAGGAGGGUAUCGCCAUCACCACGCCACGGAAGCCCCGCGCCCACGAGCCGGCACAUUCGGACCGCAGGAGGACCGAGAAAGACAACUUCACCGUCACGGUCGACCUGUCCACGUCGCCGGCGGCGGGGGAUAAGCGGGCGGUGGACGACCGGAAGCCCACCGCGCCCCGCGGCCGCAGAGCGUCGGAGGAGGGCGACGGCCCCCGAGGGCCCAGCGACGGUCGCGGCCCCCCGAGGAGGACGGGCCUCUGCUGGGCGGCGAGGGGGGGGACCCCCAGAGAGGGGGGCCAGGAGAGGAGAGCGCGGGAAGCGCGCACGCCCAGAGAUGGAGAGCAGAGUGAAGCGGGAGGAUGGAGAGGAGGGAGGAGGGGAAGGGGGGGAGCAGGACUAGCAGCGGGAGGAGGAGGAAGUGGUGGACCAUGCGGAGGAGGAGGAGGAGACGCAGGAGGGACACCGGCUGGCGUGGACAGGAAGUCCAAGGAAUGGGAGGAGAAGAGGCGACAGAACAUUGAGAAGAUGAAUGAGGAAAUGGAGAGAAUAGCAGAGUACGAGAGAGGACAGCGGGCGGAUGGCGACAAGCCCCUCCGCAACUUCCUGGACGACCCGCGUCGCUCGGGCCCGGCCCCCGAUGUGGACCGCAAGGAGGGCAGCCGGAGACACGUGCGCAACUGGGGCGGCCUGGACUUCGACAACAUCAAGACUGGCGGCGAUCUCGAGAGAGAGUGGACCAGUCGGCGUCCCGGCCCCAAAGGCUCGAUGGACAUGACCAUGUCCAUGACGGGCCGCGAGCGGGCCGAGUACCUGCGCUGGAAGAAGGAGCGCGAGCAGAUCGACGAGGAGCGACUGGCGCGCCAUCGCAACGCCACCGGGCAGUGGAGGCGGGAGUGGGACGCGCAGAAGACGGACAACAUGUUCAAGGAGGAAGCGAAUGCGGCGGCAGUGGGCAGCACGCCAGAGCAAGGCGGCAGGAGAGUCCGAGGGCGCAACUUUGGCAGCGAGCCUCGGGGCGGAGCCUCAGCAGAUGAUGGCAAGCGACCCCCCAAAGUGCCCACAUUCGGCGACUUCCUGUCGCAGGGCAGGUCUCGGGGGCCCCGAGGGGAGCGGAGUCGAGGGAAGGGCCGAGGAGGGAAGCCCAGCUACAGUAUGCACGACAACCGCUGGGAAGGCGAGAAGGAAGACGUGGAGAAGGAGAAAAAAGACAAACCCAAGCGAGAGAAGAAGUCCGCACCUGAGCCGGCACAAAAGGCGGAGCCGGCCGAAGAAGACGAGCAGGACGACGACCAGUGGGAAGACGCCAGCGAGGGCGAGGAGGAAGUGUCCGACGAAGACGAGAAGAAAGACGCCGGGAAAGAGGAAACCGGCAAAGACCGAGGCUCUCCCGCGUCGCCUCCGCCUCGCUCCCCGCCGCCGUCGUCGGCCAGAAGCCCCCGGGAGCAGCGUACCCCGAGACCCGAUGUCCGCAUCCCCUCGCCCCGGGCGGCCUCGCAGGGUCUCCCAGAGGCGGGGAAGCCCAUCAGCCCCUUUCAGCUGCUGGACGGACACCAGCCCGUGUCGGACUGGGGGGAGGAGAUGGAGAUGCUGUCGCCGCGGAGCAGCGUGGGAGGGGAGAGCCCCCCCAAACCCCCCGGUGCUGAGAGCAGCCCCCCACAAAAGAAGGAGCAGGAGGAGACCGCUGAAGCCACUGAGGAGGACGCAGUGGCCCCUGGCACCACAGCGGCUCAAUCGCCUCCAGAAAACACACAAGUCCAGCAGGUUGUCCUGGCAACGGAACCCCAAUGUGUUCUCGCGGACGGGCCAGAUGCGCGGCCCUGUUUACUCGCGCCGUCCCACGUGUCCGACGGCACCGCCCCGGAUGCCGCUGAACGUGAACAGGGUGCGCCCGACACCCCCUCGCAAGUUUGUCUCGUAGACGGAGCGGACCGUUCGCCACCCGCCGUCCUGGUGAGCGAAGCCGCCGAAGCGGAAAGCCGAAGCGAAGCAGAAGGGGAGAUGAACGACAAUCCUGACAGCGACGACCACAAAGGCGAGGUGGAAACCGACGCCAUUGCCACAUCGGAGCCGUCCGCCGGGCAGCCCACCUCAGACUGAAGACGACGACAUCGCUGGAGUGAUGUCACAUGUUUCCCUCCCCCAAAAAUGGAGGUGGGAGGGGCCUCAUAGCCAAACUUCAUAAAAUGGAGCUGCUGGAAUCAGCUGAAGCCACGCCCAUGAGCUCAACCAAUCACAAGGCUGCAGAGGCCAAUUGGUCUGCAGUUUUUCUUUGCCGUAAUCCUGUCAGUAGGCUUCAAUUGCUUUAAGACACUUUUAUACCACUUUUUAUCGCUGUCAAGGAAAUAUUAUGACCAACUGCCCAACGUACGACCGCUAUGUCGUCAUUCGUAUAUUAAAAACGUAAGACUGCUUUA